AUGAGGGAGUAUUUCGCUACUUUUGGAUUACCGUCGAUUUUAGUUACGGAUCGAGGAACACAAUUCACGUCGGAUCAGUUUCAGCACUUCCUGAAGAAAAAUGGUAUCGUGCACAAAAUGGGAGCACCGUACCAUCCCGCAACAAACGGACAGGCGGAGCGUUAUGUUCAAACGUUCAAGGACAAAAUCAAAGCACUAAAGUGUUCACGAUCUGAUGUUCAAAAGGAAUUACAACAGAUGCUGAUGGCCUAUCGGAGAACCCCGCACCCUGCUACAGGAAAAAGCCCAUCCUUGAUAGUUUUUGGACGACAAAUCAAAUCUAGGAUUGAUCUAAUGAUUCCCAGUGAACAAAAAUUGAGCAAUUUUUCUCGAGAGGGAGACAAACCGGUACGUUCGUUUUCGGUUAACGAUAGAAUUGCUGCACGAGAUUAUACAUCUCUUUCGGAGAAGUGGAGAUUCGGUGUUGUUGUAGAAAAAGUAGGAAAACUUCACUACAUGGUCCAGUUAGAUGACGGCAGAAUGUGGAAACGCCAUAUUGACCAACUCAGACAAGGACCCAUUCUUCAAGAGAGGCAUCCAGAAAUUCGAAACACUACUCAUAUUCAGCGGUCCCGUAACAGUUCAAGCCCAUCACGUUAUUAUAAGUUUCCCGAUCCAGUAAAAGUAGAACUUGAGGAUACUGAUGAUGAUGUUGCUCGGAAUACAGAAUCUCCUACCGAAUCCGAUCACAUCGGACAAAAUACACCCCUCAGUGCUGCAAUAAAUGAUACAGGUACAGAACCGAGUCUUAUAGAUAAACAUGUAGUAGAUCCUAAGCUAUUAACUGAACCCGCAAGGGGCUCUGUUCGAAGAUCUUUUAGAGAUAGGAAACCCCCACGUCGAUUGAACUUGUAA
Malaya genurostris is the source of this 894-nucleotide messenger RNA. RefSeq lists its product as uncharacterized. Gene Ontology annotation, molecular function: nucleic acid binding. Gene Ontology annotation, biological process: DNA integration. Lineage: Eukaryota; Metazoa; Arthropoda; Insecta; Diptera; Culicidae. The transcript has a single exon. Bases 1 to 894 code for a protein of 297 amino acids. The record is from RefSeq and is a predicted model, not a curated record.